ACGUGACAGAGGCGGUUGAGGAGGCGGGACCAUGCUCUGAGCUGACCAAUGAGGGUGGGCGGCGUGGCCCCGGUCGAGGCGUGGUAGCGGCGCGUGCGCACUAGGGGUAGCGGCGGCGGCUCUGGUCAGGACUCCGGGGGCGCGGUGAGGAGGGUCAUGCAGCUAAGCUGGCUUCUGGUCUUCCUGUCCCUCUGCCUGGGUGUCCUGCCCACCAGGGCAGGGGAGGGGAAGCGAAAGCUCCAGAUUGGAGUCAAAAAACGGGUGGAGCACUGCCCGCUCAAGUCCCGCAAGGGUGACGUGCUUCACAUCCAUUACUCGGGGAGGCUGGAAGAUGGCACCGAGUUUGACAGCAGCCUCCAGCAUGACCAGCCCUUUGUGUUCUCCUUGGGGACGGGCCAGGUCAUCAAGGGCUGGGACCAGGGGCUCCUCGGGAUGUGUGAGGGGGAGAAGCGGAAGCUGGUGAUCCCGUCCGAACUGGGUAAGAGAGCAGCCAAGGCCUUGGGGUGGGAGGACUGCGCUGGGCCCGAGGCCCUGUCCAGCGGCCACCAGCCGAGGUGCCAUCCUGCCUGCCCACAAGGCCCAUGGGAAAGGCCCGCCUCUGGCCUCUGCCCCUCCGUUCCCAGGGUUGUCCGGUGGGCACCGGCAGCUCCGAGUCUCUGGGCUGCCCCCAUCUGCUGUCCUCCUGGCUUGGAGGAGCCCCGCAAAGCCUCAGGCUGAGGACUUAUGCCUCCCCCAAAUGAGGGCCCCAGCUUCCAGGCUGGUUCCUGGCCUCCGGGGUCCCGUCUCCUGCCUCAGGGCUGAGCGCACUCCUCCUCCUAUCCCUCCUCCAUGCGCCUCUCCCUUCUCCCUGCAGGAUAUGGAGAUCGAGGAGCUCCCCCGAAGAUUCCAGGUAAUGGAGGCCUGGGGGAGAGGGAGGCCGGGAGGCCGCCAGCCUCUGCUCUCCUCCACGCUGUUCUCUUUCCCCUCCCCAGGUAGAGCCACGCUGGUGUUUGAGGUGGAGCUGCUGAAGAUCGAACGCAGACCAGAACUCUAGCAGAGGGGUUGGGAGGGGGAUCGGGAGGGGGGGAGGGAGGGAGGCCCAGAAAGCCUUCUCUCAGGGGACCAGUCUUUGUUUUUUAAAUAGUGAAAUAAAAGCCACAGGGAACAA
Monodelphis domestica (gray short-tailed opossum) is the source of this 1147-nucleotide messenger RNA. NCBI's taxonomy places the organism in Eukaryota, Metazoa, Chordata, Mammalia, Didelphimorphia, Didelphidae. The record is from RefSeq and is a predicted model, not a curated record.